GCGCAUUACCGAGCAAGAUGGCGCUCUUGCUGUCAGCACCUCGGACAGCUCUCGGGGCAGCUCUGACACAAAACUGAACCUUUGAUUUGUUUUGAUUUUUUUGCAGAGGUUUAUCACGUGUCUGAUCUCUUUCGGUCAGAGCUUUCAGAUGAUGUGACCGCAUCCAGGUGGCGCGUGAAGCUGUGCGCUAUUCGCUGCAGCCAGAAAGGGGAAAUAAAAUUCUGGAUCAACUUGACUGUUAUUAAACAGGACUUUUGUCGCCCAGACUCCCUCCUCCUCCUCCUCCUCCUCAUCCUCCUCUGCAGUGAGUCUAGAUUGAAGAGUUCAGGAGGAAAAUAGAUUAAAACCUGCCUCGGCCUGCGGUGACUUUACACCGGAGGAGGAGUGCGCGCAGUCAGCGUCUGUCUUAAUCACACCGGUGCGAAAUGGAGGGGCGCGUUGAGAGAACACCAGAGGCCGGUUCGGAAAGAAGAAUUGAAUCUGUGUUCAAGAAAUAGUGUUGCCUGGUUUCUUGCCCUGAGCCCUGCAGUUGUACUUUUGUUUUUGCCACAACGGUCAUGAAGAUGUUGGUGCUCCUGGUGAUGAUGUCUUCAGGCAUUUUCAGCUCCGGCUUUGCACUCAGCUCCCAUUUCAGCUCAGAUGGCGCUCCACUGAGUGAGCUGUCCUGGUCGUCGUCCCUGGCAGUGGUGGCCAUCUCCCUCUCAGGCCUCUUCACCUUCGUCUUCCUCAUGCUGGCCUGCCUCUGCUGCAAGAAAAGCAAAACCGGCUUCAAGGAAUUCAAGAAUGGGGACGGGGAGGAGUACUGUGCAGAUAUGUCCACUUUGGACUCGUCGGCCUCCCAGGGCAGCCCGGACGUCUACAUCCUGCCGCUCACCGAGUUGUCCCUGCCGGUCGCAACGCAACCUGCUCGAUCAGUCCAAGUCCUGAAAUCCACAGAUCUCGGCCGCCACAGUCUCCUCUACCUGAAAGAGAUCGGGAAUGGCUGGUUCGGGAAGGUUCUGCUGGGUGAGGUGAACACAGGCCUGAAUACCACCCAGGUGGUGGUGAAGGAACUCAAAGCUAGCGGCAGCGUGCAGGACCAGAUGCACUUCCUGGAAGAAGCACGGCCUUUCCGUGCCCUCCAGCACCCUGCUCUGCUGACGUGUUUGGCCCAGUGCACUGAGGUCACUCCCUACCUGCUGGUGAUGGAGUUUUGUCCACUGGGGGAUGUGAAGGGUUACCUCCGAAGCUGCAGGACCACAGAAGCCAUGACCCCAGAGCCCUUGAUCCUUCAACGGAUGGCCUGUGACAUCGCCUCAGCACUUGUGCACAUGCACAAACACAACUUCACACACAGUGACCUGGCUUUGAGGAACUGCUUGUUGACUGCUGAUGUCUCAGUGAAGAUUGGAGAUUAUGGCCUGGCCCAGAACAAAUACAAGGAUGAUUACUACGUGACAUCAGAUCAGAUGCACGUGCCGCUGCGUUGGAUCGCUCCAGAGCUGGUGGAUGAGGUGCAUGGAAACCUGCUAGUGGCUGACCAGACCCAACACAGCAACAUGUGGUCUCUGGGUGUGACUAUCUGGGAGCUGUUUGAGCUGGGCAACCAGCCCUACAGACACUAUUCUGACAGACAAGUACUGACCUACGCUGUGAGGGAGCAGCAGCUGCGACUGCCCAGACCGCUGCUCAAAGGGCCCCUGGCUGAGCGCUGGUAUGAGGUGAUGCAGUUCUGUUGGCUCCAACCUGAUCAGAGACCCAAUGCAGAGGAAGUCCACUUGCUGCUCAGCUACCUAUGUGCCAAAGGGGCCAACGAGGCCGAAGAGGACUUUGAGAGGCGAUGGAAUUCCCUGCGUCCCAAUACUGUAUUCAGCGGUCACCGUGGUGCCUCUGCAGUGUCACAAGACCACCCCUCAUGCACCUCCUCCUCUUUCCCUCUCCUUGAGCAAUUUUCAGCUGGGGAUGGCUACCACUCUGAGUCUGGGGAUGAUAUACUUACAGUCACUGAGACCAGCCACGGCCUGAACUUUGAGUACAAGUGGGAACAAGCCAGAGCAGACCAGUCGUAUAGAGCCCCGGACUCCUCAAGUACCUUGAGUCAGGUCAACCAUCAUUGUCAGGAAGCAUUUUAUCCACCUGGGGGCAUUGUGGGAGGCCUCAGCCAUAGAGUUUCUCCUUCUUACUACCAAUCAAAACAUCUACAUACUCCAAGCAUACUUCCCGUCCUCAGUGCCCACAGCCCCUCGGUAAGCAGUGAAUACUACAUCCGCAUUGAAGAGCCAGUAGACUGUAACAUUGAUCUGGACUAUACCAUGUGCCCCUACAGCCCAGACUACCAGGGCAGCAGUGGGAGCUUUCUGACCGGGAGCGCCGACUCAGGUGAGUGCAUGAUCUGCCCGUCACAGGCUAAGAACAUGGAUCCCUACUGGUCAGCAGACAUCAAUAAGUCAGAUAUGUAUGACUCAAAUGACUCAAGUCCCGCUAUCUCCCUGACAAUGGAGCCCCUUUUAGGGCAAGUGUUGGACAAUAGCCCGCUACAACCCUGGGAGUCUAGUCACUAUGUGUCCUAUAAAGACAGAGAUGGGGGUUACUACUAUGAGCACUCGCCACCUUUGGGAAUAGAUGACUAUCUGAUUGGACAUGAGUCCUCCAGUGAGCGUCAUCAGGAAAGCUGGGGGUCAAGGAGCCUGCGUCAGGCCCUGGGUGAGUUGGAGAACCCGCUAGGUGUAACCCCUGCCAUAGGCAGUGCACCUCAACAGGCCUACAGAGACACAUAUCUGAACACAAGUCAGACCUCCAUCAUAGGAAAGAAUGUGACAGGGGGCUACUACGACAUGAUGGGCUCCCUGAGGAAGACUAUGCCCAGCCAAACCAGGCAUAACAGCCACUCUGUCAGUAUUAACAUGGAGACAGAGGGGGCACUCUUUAUUGGGCACAGAGACAGUGAUACAGAGGAGGAAGAAGAAGAGGACAUAUUUGUUGAGAGACACACCUGCAACACUUGGCCUUCAAAACACCGCCACAGCAGUGUGGGUCACCAAAGACGUGCUAGCCACAGCUGUAGACAGGAUGCUUAUGUAGAUUUCCACUACACAAUGCCGAGUACAGACAUUGAAGACUCCUGGCCAGAGGAGCAUAGCCUGGCCUUCCACUCUCUUCCCAAACCCAUUGACUAUCUUGAGCCCCACCAGGCCAAAGAUAACAGUGCUUGCCUUAGUCUAAGUAAACAUCAUGCAAUGCUGCCCUCAGAAAACUACAACGCCUACAUCUAUCUGUGCCAUGAGGGCGAGACUCAGGCGCCGGCAUCUGGAGAGUGCUGCCACUCGCACUUUGUUGACCCGCUUACAGGCUUGCUAGUCAGAAACAACAGCUACAGUCACAGCUACAGUCACAGCAGCUACAUCAGCGAUAAGGUCAUUGACAUCCCAAGCAAUGACGAGAUGAUUAAUCUAUCACCGGCUCCAGGGGGUCCCAUUGUGGCCAAACCUGCCUUGAUCAAGACUGAGGACAGAGUAGAGCAUUAUGUUGACCUUCCUACUGAUGAUACACUCUUCAAAGAGAAGAAGGAGGAUGUAUUUAAAGAAAAUCCAAUCAUGCAAAACCCGACAGAGCCUAAAAUAGAAGAAGUGACCCUGACAAUGACUGUAACCACUCCGCCUCCUGCUGACAACAUGCAUGUGAUGGUGGCCCUCACAGAUUCACAGUCAGAGUUAAGUCAAACUGCUGACAGCGGUGUUGACCGAGGAGGCUCCAGUGUGAGCCUUACUGAUAUCCUUGACUGCAGUGACGAUGACGAAGACGAUGACAUGACAGAUGAUAUCACUGACGUUACCUCAGGUAUCUUUGCAGACGAAUCCAGUGAGCUGACCGCUUCUCCUGCCUUCAAGUCGCUACAGAAGCAGGUAGGAACUCCUGAUUCCAUGGAUUCCAUAGAUCUGCCAUCUGCAGCUGGGUCUUGUGAAGGCUUCAGCCCUGCUUCCUCCCACCCUUCCAGCUCACCUAAAGCUAUGGACAGUGGCUAUGACACAGAAAAUAAUGAGAGCCCUGAGUUUGUACCCAAAGAGCCUCAUGAAUCCCGUGAACAACCUUUGGGAAAGACUACCCUUGAUACAAGCCUUGAAGAGGAGGAGGAGGAGGAGGAGGAGGACAAGGAGCUGGAGGGGCUUGGAGUCGAAGAUGAAGUAGUACCCAUAGAGGGUGAACCAUCAUUGGGUGAAGAUUUGGCCUUAGGCGCCUCACAGACAGGCGACCACAUCCUUUUACCACUGAGCGAUAAGACUCCAUAUCGAGACUCUGCCUACUUUUCAGACUAUGAGAAUGAGAAGCAGUUUAGGGAUGAAGGGGAAGAACUGUCAGAGAGAGUAAGAGAUGAACAAAAUGUUGAAAAGGAUCAGCACAUGGAAGAAAAGAAGGGUGAGAAAAGGAAGAAUGAGGAGGAUGAGGAAGAGCUAAAUGACACUGUAGGGAACAAAGACAUAAAACUUGAAAUGGAACACAUAUCGACAAGAGAAAGGGAAAUCUCUUCACCACCGGAGAUGGACGCAUAUUUGACAGAAGAGUGUGGCCAGGAUGAGGUAUUGGGACUACCUCUAGAGUCCUUUGAUACUGUUUCAAUAGCAGAGGGUGGACUGGACGAAUGGCCAUCUCAGGAAGAGAGCUCUUCCUUAGGAGACUGGGCAGCAGAGGUAGUGGGGGCAAUGGAAGAAGCUAUCGGUGCCCUGAACGGAGAUUGUACCUCCAAUAUCAAGGUAGAGGAGGAAGCAAAGGACUCUCUUCAAGAUUUAGAAACAACAGAAGAGCCAGAGAUCAAGACAAUUCAAAAGUGGCCCUCAGGGAUGUCUUGUGAAAUCCUGUACACUUUACCCAAAGAUGAGGUGGCCCUGCAGCACACAGCCAACACCAGGAGGUUUUCUUCAUCCUCUCCACCACCUCCAACCACCCCUCCCCCCCUGCUCAUUGCAACAGAGGGCCGAGGAUUUCCAGCUGAUGGGGAGGACGGGGACACUGAUGACAGCGACGAGUCAGAUGAGGAGCUGCGAAUCUAUAGUGUGCAGGAACAGAGCGGAGGGGAGGAGAGCGAUGAAGAUUGCUACCCAGUGCCCAUUGUGGUGAGUGACAACAGCGAAGACCACAAACUGCGCAGCCUCCUUAAGGCGCCGACCCUGCUUACAACAGAAAACAUCGACGAGGAGCUUGAAUGCAAGAAGAAGACGGUGUCUUUUUUUGAUGAUGUCACCGUCUAUCUGUUCGAUCAGGAAAGCCCAACUAAGGAGCUGGCUGAGCAUGACUUCCCUUUAGGAGCAGAGGGUCAGAGUUCACGGAGCAAAUCCCAUGAAAGGCUUAAUGCCUCGGAUGACUCUUCAGAUGGGAACAUCUCAGAGGAGAGUGCAGGGUAUGAGUGGGAGGACGACUUCCCCCUGUUCCCUCUGCCAACAUCCUCAGUGGCAUCUGGCUCUCCUCCACCCCGCUCCAUCCCCAAAGCUCCGGAGCUCAAACCAGCCGUACAGUACUCCCGCUUCACUGUCUCCCCCUCCAACGUGUCCCGUUUCUCCAUCACUCACAUCUCUGACUCUGAUAUGGACUCUGCAGGAGGUGGGCCACCUCGAAAUCACAACUCUCUUUCCUCAUAACAGAAGAAGCAGCGAGGAUGGGGAUAAAGAAUAACGAGCUGAUGAUAAUUACUGCAUCUCCCUGAACAACUUGGCCUGCUAGCAUGACUUCUAAUUUAUUUUUUUUAACGUCAGGUUUUAGAAAACACAAGACAGUGCCUCUUACCGCCUGUGAACACUUUUGAAAGGCCCGUCAAAGCUGUUUAGAAUACUGAAAAGAGAAUGGUUAAUAUAUAAAAUGUACAGAAUAUUAACAUAUACUGUAUGUAUUAUGUAAAGAAUAUAUGAAAGCAGGAGAAGUUUUGAAUUGUGCAUAUUUUUCGGAUCAAAGAGACACAAUGGAAGGACAGACCUUUGGAAAGCAUCACAUUUGCCACCUCUUUCACUUCUUAAUUUAUGAUGGGAAGCAUUCAUGAGAGUAAAACCACCUGGAAUUAUAGAACUAGGACAGUUAAACUGUGAAAACGGUUUCUGAGUAAAGACACCUCAACUUUUUGGCUUUUCAACAGAGGAUCAGCAAUUUGACCGAGACUGUACAGCUCCACAGACUUUGUUCUUUGUAGGAAACAGCUUUACUUGUCUUAAUAAAUAUCAAUGAGAAUCCUUGAGGUAUCACAAGUAAUAUACUGUUAAUAGUUGGGUUCAUUCAGAGAAUAAGGAGACUAAAGAAGGAAGCAAAGGCAAUUUUAUUGGGUCAUGUCUGGCUUCAGAAUAUUUUUGUGGAAACAGCUGAUUGAACCUGAACAAUGUGAUAUUUUGUGACUGAUUUCUUUUUAAUCAGCACCACUACUGUACUGUUUUACACAUGUGGCUCAUUCUCUCUACCAAAUUGAAUGCCAGCACCACCAUCACAACCAAUCCCUCUUCAUUGUAACCAUCAGACACAACAUUGUCUCUAUAGUGCCAGGAAGGGAAGGAAGUCAUUUCAGAUUGAACUCUUAUUAAAGGUUUAACAGGUUUUUCAAAUAUAGCAAUGCAUGGUUUCAAGUAUGUAGAAAACAAUAUAAGAAUUUAUUGCUAGACCAAGGUGACAGUUUUGUGUUUUGGAGUAGAGACGGGCACACAUGGUCAUGGAAAUCCAUUGUCAUGUUUCCUCUUGCUGCCAAAACAAAUUGGCUCGAGGACAUCAAAGCAAGAUGAUUCAUGGUUUGUGUUGCGACAUAAAAUCACUUGUUCUCUAAUAAGACACGGGCCAAUAUGGGUGGAGUCUUCAUCACAGCAUAUGUAAUAUUGUAUUGCUAUAAUGGUAUAGAUCCUCAUAUCGUACUUUUUGUGAACUUCACUUUGAACCGUUAAUAAAUAAAAGUCUACUUUGAAGUUAAACACCUGACAAAUCAAGGUUCUUCAUCACAUUGAUGCAAAGAUCCAGUGACUCCAAUCUUGACGGAAAGCUAAUGCUCAUUCAUUUGCAACAUAUUAAAAGAGAUAGACACCUUGGUACAAACCUUUUUUUUUUUAAUCAUCCAUAUCAUAUUGCCCAACUCUACAGGUCAAUAUAUCAAAAGACAAACCUGCACAACAAUAUUAAAAAAGCUGUUAAAUUCCAUUUUUGUCUGCACAGAGGUUAAUCUGAACACUUUUGCGUGUGGGAAUCAGCACAUUAUACAUCCAGUGUGUAUCAGCUUCUUCCCAUUCUUACUGUCACUUGCUGUAUAUUGGCUACACCGAGCUUGUUCGGAGCAGUUUUGUACGAUGAUUCUGGUAUUAAGAUUAAAAAGUUUCUUCUAAUUCGUUGUAAUUUGGGUUACAUAUAAAACUGGAAGUCAAAUCUACAACAAACUUGUUGAGCUUUUAGGUGGGACAGAUCAAUUCAGUGCUCAAAGUCUUAUGUGUCUGAUCAGCUGGUUGAAAAGGCAAUCGAGGGCUGAUGUCAUGAUCAUGAAAUGUUACAAUGCUUUGCUUUCUGUGUGUGUAAAUGUAAGGAAGUGAGAUGGCAGGUGUGGUUGAUGAGAUGUUGGUUUGGCCUCAAAAUGCCCGAUGAUCAACAUACUGUGUCUUCUAGUGUUCGUUUGCCUUCCAAGGCUUCAAUAUUCUGUAACAGUUAAGCAUAGCACCAUCUAGACAGCUGUCCGUAAUAUUUUUAUAUCUCAACAAGAAUACUUUUAAGAGUAUUGAUGUAAUGUACCCGUAGAGGAGGCGAAGGUUGAAGAAAAAAAAACAUGUCUUUUAUGUUUUAUUGUUGCCAAAGAGAUAUUAUGUUGUGGUUCAGGGGCAACAGUUGGUCUUGUUUUUACCCCAAAAUGGAGGCGGGAAGAACAUUACAGGAUCUUUGGCCUGGUCAUAAGAAAAGAAUGUGCAGGUGAAGUUUUGGUUUGCGAUACUGUCAGUAACAUGUGCCCCCACACUGACCUGGUCACAUCAUUACUUUCUGUACCUUCUAUCAAAUAUAAAUAAAGUCUGUUUUACACAUCUUAA
Molecule: messenger RNA, 8003 nt
Organism: Cottoperca gobio
Lineage: Eukaryota; Metazoa; Chordata; Actinopteri; Perciformes; Bovichtidae
Gene: lmtkb
Product: apoptosis-associated tyrosine kinase b
Exons: 14
Coding region: 558-5609 (1683 amino acids)
Biological process (GO): brain development; peptidyl-tyrosine autophosphorylation
Molecular function (GO): ATP binding; protein tyrosine kinase activity
Source: RefSeq, a predicted model, not a curated record